Molecule: messenger RNA, 2755 nt
Organism: Perca fluviatilis (European perch)
Lineage: Eukaryota; Metazoa; Chordata; Actinopteri; Perciformes; Percidae
Product: zinc finger protein 391-like
Exons: 3
Coding region: 414-2075 (553 amino acids)
Biological process (GO): regulation of transcription by RNA polymerase II
Molecular function (GO): RNA polymerase II cis-regulatory region sequence-specific DNA binding; DNA-binding transcription factor activity, RNA polymerase II-specific
Source: RefSeq, a predicted model, not a curated record
GUAAACAAGAAGGGCGCUCUUAGCUUAGUAUUUCAGUUGUAAUUAAGCAACAGUGGCUGCAGUUUAGCGUUUGAGACAGUUUGUCAACGAGUGACUACUCUCUGCUGCUGAAGAAAUAUUCGGAGUUGUCUUUAGUUUAUUAAAUAGUACCAAAUGUCCUUGGAUUCCCACGGAAUAAAGCGAGAUCGAUGUACAUACUUUGUACUGGCGUUACAAGUUUUGAAUCAAAUGAAUUCCAUCAGUUCAAAGCGGAAAGAAAAGCUGCCGCACUUCCACUGUCGGAACGUAACAGUGUAACACCUGUAGUGGAAGUAAACAGCAGAAGCGCUUGUAGCUUAACUGCAUGCACGCAAACGUGAAGCCGUUACUGGGGUCGUAGUGCAGAACAUUAUUCCAGUUAUAUUUAAGAAACAAUGUCUGCAGUUCAGUUUUUGAGACAGUUUGUCAACAAGCGACUAACUGCUGCUGCUGAAGAAAUAUUCGGAGUUUUUGAAAAAACUAUCGUCGAGUACGAAGAAGAGAUCGAUCGUCAGCGCAGACUGCUGGAUGUCGUUUGGAAACCUGAAAUCAAGUUACACAGGAUAGAGCUCCCACAGCAACAUGUCUGUAAGGAGGAGGAGGUUCUCACUGACCAGCAGCAGCUCUGUAUUCAGGAGAGGAACUCCAGUGUGGACCAAGAGAAGCCAGAGCCUCCAAAGAUUAAAGAGGAGGAACAGGAGGAACUCUGCACCAGUGAGGAGGGAGAGCAGCUUGUACUGAAGCAGGAGACGGAUGCCUUUGUGUUGACUCCUACUCAUGGUGAAAGUGAAGACCAGACUCUGAACUUAAGUAUCAGUGUGGUGGAGGAACAGCCUCUAAACAACAUUUCACUUAAAAGCUCUAUGAUACCGAAACAUAACCGUGAUCCCUGUCUGCUCCCUCACAACUCUCAUGAAGCUGAGAGCCAAAAUCAGAGUGGAGGCAAGCAUGGAGACUCAGGAUCAACUAGAAAUGCAGAGCCAGGACCAAAGAAGAGACAUCACAAAAGCAACAGUCACAGUAACAAUGUGAACAACUCUAACUUGUCAGGGAUUCAAUGUAAAAUUCAAACAGAGCUCCCACAGCAAAAUGUCUCUAAGGAGGAGGAGGUUCUCAAUGACCAGCAGCAGCUCUGUAUUCAGGAGAGGAACUCCAGUGUGGACCAAGAGGAGCCAGAGCCUCCACAGAUUAAAGAGGAGGAACAGGAGGAACUCUGCACUAGUGAGGAGGGAGAGCAGCUUGUACUGAAGCAGGAGACUGAUGCCUUUAUGUUGACUCCUACUUACGAGAAAAGUGAAGAUCAGACUCUGACCUUGUGUAAAAGAUUCACUGAUACAUUGAACGGUCAUAAAAGAACCCACAUGGGUGAGAAGCUGUAUUCUUGCGAAACAUGUGGGAAAAGAUUCAAUUACCUAUCAUCUUUGAACUAUCAUAUAAGAACCCAUACAGGUGUGAAGCUGUUUUCUUGCGAAACAUGUGGGAGAUGCUUAAGUUCGAUAUCAUCGUUGAAGAUUCAUAUGAGAACCCAUACGGGUGAGAAUCCAUAUUCUUGCAAAACAUGUGGGAAAAGAUUUCCUCAGGUGUCAUCAUUGAACUAUCACAUGAAAACCCAUACAGGUGAGAAACCAUAUUCUUGCCAAACAUGUGGGAAAUGUUUCCGAGCUAGCAGUCACUUAAUAGGUCACAUGAGAAUGCACACAGGUGAGAGGCCAAACCUUUGCAAGAUCUGCGGCAAAGGAUUUUGUGCCAUUUCAGGUUUGAAAAGACAUAUGAGAAUCCACACAGGUGAGAAGUCUUAUACUUGCAAAACAUGUGGGAAAGCUUUCAGAUGUAGCAGUAACUUAAGAAGCCAUAUGAGAAUCCACACCGGUGAGAAGUCUUAUACUUGCGAACCAUGUGGGAGAUCUUUCAGAUGUAUCGGGCACUUAAGAGGCCAUGUGAGAUCGCACACGGUUGAGAGGUUGAACAACUGCAGCACAGAGGUCCCAGUUGUUGCAACCAUUCAGGUCAGAAGCUCUAUAAUUCAAAAACAUGUGGAAGAUAUUUCAGAAAACUAGUUUUUUAUCUAUGGUGGCAGUAAGAACUUCUCCUGUAUAUGUGCCCUUCAGGUUGAGACAGGAGAAAUGCCACUGGGUUUAUGCAGGAAACAACUUUAGUCAACUAUUGGAUACAUUUAGUGGUCAUGGAGAUAGACACCCAACCAGGCCUGCUACAGGCCAGCUGGGAGAGGGAGAGGACAUCAAAAUCAAGUUUUUGCCAGACAGGAGAUGCAGCAGCAAGAGAUUUGGGAGUAUUUGGAAAGUUUUUUUUUUCCAGAAACACUGUUGGGAGGUACACUUUUUGAUUUUAGUUUUGGAAUGGUUUACUAAGGGAUCGGGGGCGGGGAAAAAAAGAAAGAAAAAGGGCUAAAUCUGUGACAUGUAAUGUUGUUAAUCUUGUGCCUUUCUCACUAAAAAAUGUAUUAAAAAAAAAUAUAUGGACUAAAAUUGCAUAUUUUUAUGAUGAUGAAAACUGAAUAUGGUACAGAGAAUUAUGUUUAUAAUUUGUCUAAAAAGCAAAGAUCUGUAUGUGCUCAGUUGAGAUCUGGUAUCUUACCUUAAAAAUAGACGGUAUGUUAAUUAGAAGAAGAAAAGAUGAGCUUUCCAAUGUGUUAGUUCCAUUUGUUUUCUACUGUCCCUUUUUAUCGGGAACAGCGCAAUGCUUUGUUUAGUAAGAUAUAAUGAGAUAAUGAUUUUAU